This is a messenger RNA of Toxorhynchites rutilus septentrionalis, 4538 nucleotides long. RefSeq lists its product as uncharacterized. Bases 83 to 4462 code for a protein of 1459 amino acids. The record is from RefSeq and is a predicted model, not a curated record. Gene Ontology annotation, molecular function: lipid carrier activity. Gene Ontology annotation, biological process: lipid transport. NCBI's taxonomy places the organism in Eukaryota, Metazoa, Arthropoda, Insecta, Diptera, Culicidae. The transcript is spliced from 7 exons.
ACGGGAUGCACCAACAGUUGUUCUCGAAAAGGUAAUCGGAAACGUAACUGGCGAAACACGGACAGUGCAACAGUGCGGUGCGAUGAAGCUGUGGAUAUCCUUUCUUGCCUUGGUGGCAGUUGUGCAUUCUGAACCGCUGAAGAACUUCUUCCAUGGAGUCGGCCCGAACGAAUAUGUAUACCACUAUGAGCUAGAUGUUAGGACAGGGGUAUUGGAGGCGAAAGUUGGUUCACAGUAUGAACUGCAGGCUUCCAUUCACAUUCGACCAGAUCCUUCUGGAAAUGGUACCUUCGUGUAUGUGGUUGAUCCCAAGGUGUAUGUUUACACUGGGCCGCUAUAUCCUGCUGGGGAAGUGUACGCCAAAACACCCAAGGCUAAAACAUUUGUGCCAAUCGUGAAGGAAGCUGAAGUUAUAAAAUUGCCAUUCUAUGUCACCUACGACAAGUAUGGAAUGGUUCAAGAAGUGUUCACGAUGCCAGAUGAUACUCAAUGGAGUGUAAAUAUUAAGAAAGGAAUCGCUGCCAUUAUCCAACUACCCGUCGAUAGAGUUCCAGUGCAGAAAUACGUUAAGCCGACUGUUUUUUUCAAACUCGAAAAUAGUGUCUACGGUAAAAUUAACGUAACAUACGACGUGGAAACAAUAGACGGACACGUAGUCGUUACUAAGACUCCGGAUUAUGCGAAAAUCGAACACAAGCCGUACUACGUUUUUAGCAACAUUGAAGUGGGAAAAGUAUACAACGAUUGGACCAUUUGGAAUGCUUCCUAUCCCGAGUCAAAGUAUAUAAUGAGUACAGACAAAGAAGGAGUCAAAGUGUUCAAGGUUCACACUGAAAAUAUCAAAACCAUCCAGCCUUCCGUGUCUAUGGGACAAGUUCAGUACGUGUCCACCCAACAAAUACUCACCUUUGAGAAAGAUAUGGUGCCUUCAAGCGCUUUGGACUUCUCCAAAUUUGUGGUCUACAAUCCAGUUACCUAUGUUCCUGCGAAAACUAUCGAAACCACGUAUUUCCCUUGUUUGUCUGUGAUCCCACAUGCCGCAGAUAUUGUCGUCAUUGGUCCCAAGCUACAAGACAUGCUCUAUGAGGCCGUUCAAUAUCUUCAGGAUAACCCGAUCACCCACGUAGAAACAGACACGAAACACGGCCUAGUUAUUACUCGAAUUAUCGAGCUGCUCAAACCAUUAACCGUAGAUAAUUACGAACAAAUCUACACUUUGUUAACCAAAACAACUACACCCAAGGAUAUUGCCGCUUUGGAUGUUUUCUACAAAGUGAUUCCAAUGGUUGGAACCAAGUACUCCGUAGUGUUCAUUAAAAAUUUAGUGAAAAGCCACAAGAUAAAGGAGAUCGUGGCUACAACCAUGCUAUUUUCCACCGGACUGAACGUACGUUAUCCGACUGUUGAGCUACUCAAAGAAGUUGAAGAACUGUACCAUCUUGAGGAUGAAGCCAAACCAGAAGUCGCUCAUGCUGCUAUCCUCACCUUUGGCUCACUAGUAUACAAAACAUUCAAACAAGACGUUCAUUCGCCUGUUCUGCAGCAAUACAUCAAGGUAUACUACAAGAACCUCAAGGAAGCUAAAACAUUCGAAGAACAGCUAGUGUGGCUACAUGGACUGAAAAACAUUGAGAUCGGAUCUGUCUAUGAGUUGAUCGCGCCAAUUGGGAAGGCAGAACAAGUUUUGAACCUACCAUAUGAUCGUCAUCUUAGGAUUCAUGCUAUCUACUCCUUGGAGAAGAUUCUGAAGCACAACUACAGUCUGCUGUUCGAAACAGUCUACCCCGUAUUCAUUGAUGAUACCCUUCCGCUCGACCUUCGAGUAGCCGCACUGAAGGUGCUGCUGUCUACCGAAGAUGUGAAAUACUUCUCGAAAAUAGCGGCCAUUAUGAAGAACGAGAAGAAUCCCCAGCUUUAUUCCUUCUUCAUCACAACGGUGAAGCACAUUGCUGAGUCGUGCAUUCACGAACAUGAUGACUACUGGCAGUAUGUCAAACAAACGGCAAAAGUUUACAAACACAUCGAUCCGUCCGUCGAAACCCAGGCUUUCUACUAUGACUAUGUCGAUAAGAAACACUACUUUGGAGCAUCCAUCUAUGGCAAUUUAGUUGCCGAUAACAAACACAACAAAGUUAAUCAGCUCUACAUAAACUUCAGUCCGUACGUCAUGGAUCGCACAAUUGAUCUGUAUUCGGUUUACGUCAAAUUCGAAGGUGUCCAAAACCCACUAACUAUGCUUUGGCCCAAGCUGUUCAACAUUGAACCGAAGACCGCGAAAGAGCCAGUCAUCAAGAACUACGAGAAAGAACCUAUCCACGUCGAAUUCACUCUGAUGGCCAAUGGAAAGGUAGUCUACACCAAAUAUUUCGACGAGGAGACCAUCAAACAGUUCUACAGCUACACUUAUCUUACCAUAUUGACAACAAUGAAGUAUCAAUUCACAUCGGUUCUGAGUCUUGCCGAUGUCGAAGUAUUCUCACCGACGCUGGAUGGUGUGCAAACCAAAACAGAUGUCGAGCUGCCUCUUGUAUCUCAGUUCAAAUAUGACAUCGUUGCACCGGCCGCUAAAAACCCUCAGGAGAUGACAUUCUCAAUUCACAGCUACUUCCGCCUGUGGUUGCAUGGUUUCUACGGAAUCUCCGUAUACAAUCCGUUUGCAUCAACGUGGCAGGGAACUCGCCGUGUACAAGCCCUCGAUCUCAACAUACCGAUCAACCUCGAUGUAGUAUUCAACUUCCAGCAGAACUCCCUGAAAAUUGUAUGGACAAAGAGCACCAAUGAAGUACAGAAUGUGGUUGGCUUCAAGACCCACGUUAAAACUCAAAUUUAUGCUAAGCCAGAUUCAGAGGUUGACUAUCUAAAGGAUACAUGCCCAGCUUGCCAGCAAGUUCUAACGACAAUUGUGUCGCCCUCGUACAAGAAGAAAGACAUUGUACUCUUCGAACAACACUCGAAGUACACUGGGCUACACCUGUAUCUCUCCGUGUAUGAUAUCGAAAUGUUGCCACAUGUGAAAUAUCCCAAAUCACUGACAGAUAUCUUUGUAAAUGAUGUCUUCUAUGAAGUGCCCGAAGUUUCCUUCCAAAAAAUGCUGAUGGCCUGCUACACCUGGAUUUACACAACCUUGCUCCCACCUCAGUACUCCACGUACGGAGUAGUAGGCUACAUUAAUCCAUGUAAAAUAUAUCCCACCGACAAGGUGGAGAUUACCUUCAAGGUCAACACCGAAGACGUGACUCAUGCACUGUGGACAACUCCCAGUUAUCAGCAGUAUGUGAAGAUGUCUGCCAUAUUCAAGAACGAUAAGGGCGUCGAGCUGAACCAUUGGGAUGUUAACAUUCAUUACACCAACGAGUACGGCAUCUACUUUAAGAAAUUGAACGUGCAAAUCACUCGCAAGACACCGGGAGAGAAGAACCUGAAUGUGUGCCUGGAUUGGGUGAAAGACGUUGAAACGGAUGUGGUUGAUGGCAAAAUGAAUUACUACCACGGUUACUCGUACGACCACAAGUGCGUGAAGGACGACAUGGUUCUGUCGGUCAGCUGGACCGGUGGUUAUUCGAGCGCUCAGAAAAAUUACACCAAAACGCCGGUUUACCCCUACAAGGAAUGUGUCAAACAUUACGUCGAAGAGCACACUCCAAUUCCGGUGACCUACGAGUGUUGCGAGGCGUACACCACUGUUCGGAAGUACAUCUACAACGUAGACUAUCAAAAUGUUCUACCCGUGUAUGAAGAAUGGAUGAAGCCGGUUUGGUUCUGGGUGCUGCAGGUACUGCCGGUGUAUUAUGACGUUGAGCCACACCAUCAUGUGCCCGUUGGGGGAUUCGUUGUCGAUGUAGAGUAUCCUUUGAUGUGGGAGGAGUAUCCUAUCGUGAACUUCGUUGUAACAUCUCCCAAAGAAAGUCUUGUGUUCGAACAUGUUCAAUACUACGACUGGGUGUGGCUACUUCAGCCCGACAAUGUUGUAUUCACCAAGUACUUCGAUUUAAUGAAAUCGGUUGGAUAUGUCCAUAAAUGUGUAGUGAAUCCAGUAUUGAACUACACAGGCUUCAAUUAUAUUGAAAGCCAGGAUCCGGUUUACAACGAGUGGACUCUGUAUGCAUCCGAUCAUCCAACCAGCUACAGUUGGGCAGUGUACGUGAAGAAAACUGAUAAGAACUAUGUCGCUCUCAAGAUGGUACUGAACGAUCGUGCUGUCGUAGUUCAACCAGUACUCGACAAGUCCGUUGAAGCGACCGGUUUAAUGAAAUAUACGUUCACUAUCGAUAGCCACAUCAUGGAGGCCAUCAAGACCGGAGUCGUUCCCGGGGUGUAUCCGCUCAAAUACUACCAGGUCUACGACACGGUAGUAUUCGUCGUUCCAAACGUGUCCCUCUACGUUGUCUACGAUGGACACCAGGUGAUCGUGGAGACGGUGAAAUCAGACAAGUAUCACUAUUACGGAAAAUGUUACGUGUAAUCUAUUUUUGAUAUAACUGAUAAUUGAUAAAACUUUUAAGACAUAAAUAAAUAGAGUAAACUCUCCAGGUAUUCGA